AUGUCUGCCAGAUCCUCCAUUCACGACCCGGGCGACCCCAGUCAGCCGCUACUCGCUCAACAGCGGCAACGCAACGGCACAUUCAACUUUCCUAUGCCUUCGUUCGGCAGUCAUCGACGCGUGUCACCUCUGUCGAUACGGCGCGCCUCGCUGCAAGAGGUGCACCCUCACCACGACGAUGUCGAACCAGUACUGCCCGCCGCCCCUGUCGCCGCUCACCACGAGACACGUCUACACAAAGCCCAAUGGGCGCUGAGCGACAGGCCACCCAACACGUGGGCCCAGAUCCGUCACACUUGGCGCGAGGAAUUUGCCGAGUUUUGGGGCACGUUCAUGAUCCUGCUCUUCGGCGCGGGCGUCGAGUGUGAGACGCGGCUGAACUACCGCGGACCUGACAUCCGUGAGAACGCCGGCGACUUCCUGCAGUGCCGGCUGGCGUGGGCAGCUGGAGUCUCGAUGGCCGUGUGGAUUUCCGGUGGUGUUUCGGGGGGCCAUUGCAAUCCGACCGUGACUGUGGUGCUGGCCUUGUUCCGCGGCUUUCCCUGGCGCAAGGUGCCGGGCUUCCUGGCGGCGCAGGUGCUGGGCGCCGCCUUCGCCAGUCUCGCUGUCUACCUCAACUACGCGACCAGCAUUGCCGCGUACGAGGGCGGCACUGCCCGCUCCCUGGUCGGCCGGCACGCCACCGCUGGCCUGUUUUUCACGUUGCCCGCCACCGGUCUGCCCUACGCCGGCGCCUUCUACACUGAGUUCCUUGCCUCGGCUACGCUAGUCGCCAUAGUCUUUGCUCUGGCAGACAAGAACAAUCUGGCACCGCCUAAGGGCACCCAGCCUUUCGCCAUGUUCCUGGCUCUGCUGGCUAUCGGCUCCGCUCUGGGUAUCAACACAGGAUAUGCCAUGAACGGUGCCAGAGACACUGGCCCACGAAUCGCUCUGGCCCUUGUUGGCUACGGCACUGUCGUGUUCACUCACGACUACUUUUAUUGGCUCUGGGCGCCGUGGGUUGCCGCCAUCGCGGGUGGCGUGGCGGGCGCCAGUGUGUACGACGCCUUCAUCUACACUGGAAGAGAUUCGCCUUUCAACAUUCCCCGGAAGGAGGACGACGAGGUGUUGUGA
Molecule: messenger RNA, 1113 nt
Organism: Colletotrichum graminicola M1.001
Lineage: Eukaryota; Fungi; Ascomycota; Sordariomycetes; Glomerellales; Glomerellaceae
Product: MIP family channel protein
Exons: 2
Coding region: 1-1113 (370 amino acids)
Biological process (GO): glycerol transmembrane transport; water transport
Cellular component (GO): plasma membrane
Molecular function (GO): water channel activity; glycerol channel activity
Source: RefSeq, a predicted model, not a curated record